This is a messenger RNA of Brugia malayi, 2229 nucleotides long. It is a transcript of the gene Bma-mtm-6, whose product is annotated as Myotubularin-related family protein. Gene Ontology annotation, biological process: dephosphorylation. Bases 1 to 2229 code for a protein of 742 amino acids. The transcript has 15 exons. Gene Ontology annotation, molecular function: phosphatase activity; metal ion binding. The record is from RefSeq and is a predicted model, not a curated record. Lineage: Eukaryota; Metazoa; Nematoda; Chromadorea; Rhabditida; Onchocercidae.
AUGAGCUUACCGAUGGUAUCUUCGCCAACGGAUGAAUUUGAAAUUGCUCGAUUGCUAUUGAUUGAUGGAUUCAAACGUUUGUAUGAAACGAUAAUGGGCCAUGAGUCGUUACGUGAUGACGAUUUGAUACUAUACUGUGGAUUGUUACAAACGGUAAACAAAGUACAGUUGAUUGAUCGAUUAGGGUCGGAGCCGAAUAUUGUCGGUUCGAUACAUGUAACCACUUCACAUGUUAUUUUUAAAGCUGAAGAUAGUGCGAAAGAAAUAUGGGUUCCAAACGGAUUAAUCGGAACAGUGGAGAAAGGAAUGCUUUCAGUAUUAGGAACACCGCUAACAGUGAAAUGUAAACAUUUUCUAACCUUAACUUUUUUAAUAACACGUGACAAAGAAUGCCAAGAUCUCGUGGAAACAUUGAACAAAUGCGGCAAACCUGUAAAUAUAACGGAUGUAUUUGCAUUUGAAAACAAAGAACGAAACGAUGAUAUUCGUUUGAAUGCGGAAAAACGCGGCUGGGAUCGAUUUGAUUGGGCUGUUGAAUUUGCCCGUCAGGGAAUUGGUACAGCGGAUGAUCGAAAAUGGAAAAUUACCGAUUUUAAUACGGGAUAUAAGUACUGUGAUACUUAUCCGGAAUGUUUGUGUGUCCCAUCCGCAACAACCACUCAAACCCUGAUAGGAUCAUGCAAGUUUCGUAGCCGUGCACGCCUGCCUGUUCUUACAUAUUUUCACCGGCCAAAUGCAGCUAGCAUCUCGAGAUGUGCUCAACCCUUAACGGGUUUUAGCGCACGUUGCGUUGAAGACGAAAUGCUGAUGGAUGCAAUAGCAAAGACGAAUCCUUCCAGUUCAACGCUUUAUUUAAUUGAUACACGACCAAAGAUGAAUGCUAUGGUUAAUAAAAUGCAAGGUAAAGGAUUUGAAAAUGUUCGGAAUUAUACAAAUUUACGAUUUCAUUUCUUCGAUAUUGACAAUAUACACAUUAUGAGAUCGAGUCUAAGCAAAUUAUUAGAAGCGUGUCAUCGAUCAAAAACGGUUUCGGAUUAUUAUAAACAGUUGGAAGCAUCCAGUUGGUUAAAACAUGUCCUUGCCCUGUUGGAAUGUGGCAAUUUUUUGGCCAUUUCAAUAGCACGUGGAAUUUCAUGCGUUGUACACUGUUCUGAUGGUUGGGAUCGUACGGCGCAAUCGGUCAGCAUUGCCCAAAUCUUACUGGAUCCGUUUUUUCGGACUAUAAAAGGUUUCCAGAUAUUGAUCGAGAAGGAUUGGCUUGGUUUUGGUCAUAAAUUUGACGAUCGAUGUGGCCAUAUUGGUGCUUUCAAUGACGAAGCAGCUCGAGAGGUAUCGCCUAUUUUCACUCAGUUUCUGGACGCGACAUUUCAAAUCAUGCGACAGUAUCCAUGUGCUUUCGAAUUCAACGAACGUUAUUUAAUCCAUAUGCACGAGCAUGCCUACUCUUGUCAGUUUGGUACAUUUCUUGGGAAUUGUGACAAAGACCGAAAGGAUCUCAAUCUAGCAAAAAGAACACAGUCUUUAUGGGCAUUUCUGGAUGACCGUCAUGACGAUUAUAUCAAUCCGUUAUAUGAAAUGAAUAAGUAUGGUUUUUUGGGAAAAAUAAACUUACAUCCAUCAGCGUUAGUUAUCUGGACAGCUAUGUACAAUCGUUUCGAUACCGGACUUUUGCCACGGGAAAAUACAAAUGAUGUAGCACUAUCAACAAUGGAACAUGUUGGCAUCUUGGAGGCACAUUUGGCUUCACUUCAAUCGAGAUUGGCAGAAUUGAAACUUUUAGUGGGAAAACAAACACCGGGAAGUGAAGUGAUGAGUGAUAGUGGCCAUUCUAGUUCUAUUUCUAACACUAUUACACCUGAAGCUUCUAAAAUUCCAGAGCGGAUUUCAGACGUCACUUCAUUAACUCAUAAUUACACAAUGGAUGAAAAAUGGAAGAAGAAUUCCUGGGAUGGAGGGCAAAAUAUCCAGGAAAGUGGCAUAUACGAUGCACUAUUCCCAUAUAGUGACAAUAAUAGUCCAUUGCCUGCUUUACGCUGGCAAUCAAUUCGUUCGGCAGAUGAAUGCUCAAAUAUUGAUUGCAGUGCGGAAUUUGUCACGCGUGGUGAGCGUCGUCUACACUGUUAUAGGUGCGGUAAAAUUCAUUGUCGUCGUUGCAUGAUGCUUACAUCAGAUGGUGUUGAGCGUGUUUGCAUUGCAUGUUCGGAAUUGGUUCAGCAAAACAAUUCAUAA